Manihot esculenta (cassava) is the source of this 2555-nucleotide messenger RNA. RefSeq names its product UBP1-associated protein 2B. Gene Ontology annotation, molecular function: RNA binding. The coding region runs from base 235 to 1650 and encodes 471 amino acids. NCBI's taxonomy places the organism in Eukaryota, Viridiplantae, Streptophyta, Magnoliopsida, Malpighiales, Euphorbiaceae. The transcript has 3 exons. The record is from RefSeq and is a predicted model, not a curated record.
UGCCUAAAACGGUAAAACCCUCGGGACUAUUGGUUCUUUCCUAAUCAUCUCGCUGCAGCCUCCCCCGCCUCCUUCAUUCCGGAACCCAUGAAUUGGCGCAUAGCAACACUCCCAUUCUUCUGCACAUAAUCCACGAAUUGGCUCCUUCUGCUGCUUCACGCCUAGGCCCCUUCCUGCUGCUGCUCCGUUUGCUCCUAAACCUCGCCGCCGCUAAUCAAAGAAAUAUCACUGAAAAUGGCUAAGAAGCGAAAGAACAAUUCCAAAUCCACGGAACCUGAUGAACCCCCAAAAAAGCAGCAACAAAAACAAAAACAGAAACAAGAAAUUGUAGAACACGACAAUGAAGAAGAAGAGUAUGAGGAAUUUGAAGAAGAGGUAGAUGAGAUGGAAGAAGAGGGUGAUAAAGAAGAAGAUUACUCUCAGCUGAAUAGUCAGAAUUAUAUCUCAUCAGAUCUCAAUCAAGUUGGCGGCAGUGACUAUGACGAAGAAGAUGAACCCAUAGAGAACCUUCUUGAGCCAUUUGGCAAAGAACAACUUGCCAGUUUACUUCAAGAUGUAGCACAUAUUCAUCAGGAUGUUGCAGAUGAGAUACGGAGGAUGGCUGAUAAGGACCCAAUGCAUCGAAAGAUCUUUGUGCACGGCCUUGGCUGGGAUACCAACACUGAGACCCUCAUGAAUGCCUUUAAGCCCUAUGGCGAGAUUGAGGAGUGCAAGGCAGUGUGUGAUAAGGUAUCAGGUAAAUCCAAAGGCUAUGGGUUUGUCCUUUUUAGGAAGCGAAGUGGGGCUCGCAAAGCCCUCAAGCAACCUCAGAAGAAGAUUGGCAAUCGGAUGACUGCCUGCCAGCUCGCUUCUAUCGGCCCCGUUCCAGCAGUUGGGGCAGCAGCCCCUGCGCAACAAGGGUCCGAGUAUAAUCAGAGGAAGAUUUAUGUGAGCAAUGUCGGGUCUGAUGUGGAUCCACAAAAGCUGACUACCUUCUUUUCCAAGUAUGGAGAGAUUGAGGAAGGUCCACUUGGACUAGACAAGGCCACUGGUAAGCCCAAGGGAUUCUGUUUGUUUGUGUACAGGACCAUUACGAGUGCCAAGAAGGCACUUGAAGAGCCACACAAGAACUUCGAGGGUCACAUUAUUCAUUGCCAAAAAGCCAUUGAUGGGCCUAAACCUGGGAAAAAUGUGCAGCAGAAACAGCAGCACAAUGUGCAGAACUCUCAUUUUCAGAGGAAUGACAAUCCUGCCUAUGUUGGUGGAACUGUUCCAGGGCCAGCCCACCUGAUGGCACCUUCAGCUCGACCUGGAACUGGUUUUAACCAGGGUGCAGGAUCUGCAGCUGCGCCUGCUUUGAACCCUGCACUUGGACAGGCACUGACGGCCUUGCUUGCGACUCAGGGUGCUGGAUUUGGCCUCACUAAUCUAUUAGGAACUCUGGGCUCUGCUGCUUCUGUUAGCCAGGUUGGUGUGCCUGUUGCAGCACCUGGAAUGCAGGGUGUCUAUGGUAACCCAACAAGUAUAAGCCCUGGUGUGAUUGGAUCUUAUGGGAAUCAGGGUGUGAUGCAGGGUGGGUACACAAAUCAGCAGCUGGGACAGGGUAGUUCUGGAAAAGGGCAGCAUGGUCUUGGGCAAUAUGGUGGUGUUGCGCCUUACAUGGGUCAGUAGAUAUCUUAUAUUUUAGAUCUCUUAUAGGUGCAUCAGUCUUUUAAGUUAUGGCCUGCAGAUUCUUCUGAAGUUUAUGGAGCUUGUGCAAAUGAAGUCUUUAUAAAUAUAAUUUCUAGAAAGCCUCUCUUAAAACUUCUUUAUAAAUAUGAUUACUAGAAAGCCUCUCUUAAAAUGUCUUUGUUUUCUCUGCUUAGCUUUGUUCCUUCUGCAGGUUUUAUUCGUCAUUUAAAAACAAUGUAUUUUCAGUUUCAGUAUUUAGUUUAAAAGCUUUGGAAACAAUUUAAUUGCUACUUUCAUGGAAUAUUUAUAUGGUGUGAAGUGAAUAUGAUUGGGCAAAAGUACUUUACCUGGUUUUCAGUAGUGCAAUGCACUUCUUUCUGUUUUUUUUUUUUUUUUUGACCUUUUAUUUUUGAACUCUUGCAUCAUAUUUGAUUUUAUUGCUUGCAGUGGUAAAUUUUAUGACCUUAUUUUUCUUUUUUCUCCAUAUUGUUUUACUGGUUUUGCAACUUGCACUAUAAUUUCUAAACUGGAAAUGUAAUUUAUUCCACAAGUUACUUGGUGAUUAUUCACAAUGCUUAUUUUAGAUGAAAUUUGAAAACCAUGCAUUAUGUUUUGUUCCAGUCUUUGUCAUCUGUAACCAUACAACUCAGGUUGCUCAUGAAGUUUUGAUUCCAGAGUUAUGAUGCCGGUUGAGCAACAAUUUUGCGUUAAAUUGCAGUAUACAGUUUGAAGUCAACCAUCUAAAUUUUUAAAAAUUAUUCUCCAUUCAUGGUAAUCAUUAAAAAUUGUCUUUGUAUUUGAUAACUUUUUCUCUCCCUGGUACCAAGUUUCUUCAGAAGCAGAGUUAAAGCUCAAGAUUCGACUUUAUGCAAUAUUGUUUGCUUGAAGGUGUCUUUCUAAAAUAA